Messenger RNA from Penicillium manginii, 1203 nucleotides. RefSeq lists its product as uncharacterized. The record is from RefSeq and is a predicted model, not a curated record. Bases 1 to 1203 code for a protein of 400 amino acids. NCBI's taxonomy places the organism in Eukaryota, Fungi, Ascomycota, Eurotiomycetes, Eurotiales, Aspergillaceae. The transcript has a single exon.
AUGGCAGAACACCAUGCCAUUCUCGAACCCCCAGGACUAUUGGGUCGCCUUGAAAAAUGCCUACCGCGCCUCGAGAACGCUGUCACCCUUGGGCUACGGUCUUACGAGACAAUUUCCCUCUUGAAUAUAACGAGGAACACCGACUUGACUUGUCUGGGCUUACGUGAAUUGAAGAGUCAUUUCAGCUUCAAGAAUCUCCCAAUGUUUCGUCAGAGCGUCUCCUACAUGCCCUACAGUUUGGUAUUUUCACAACUACUUAACGCCAUAAUCAAAUCCAGUCGAAAGGUUCAAGCCCUCCACACAUGCAGCCAUAGCUUUUGCGGCAUGAAGUUGGAACCCUUUCAACUGCCAGAGUCACAGUAUCAAUCACUGCUUCCACUCCUGAAGGAUUUGACAACUCUACAUAUGUGCAUUCGCCUCAAAGAUCACGAACAAGAAAACUUCGAUGAAGACACCUUUAAACGUCUUCUCAAUAUCAUGGUCACAGCUGCACCGAUAUUGAAGAUUCUGAACUUUGCUCAAUGGAGCCCCAUAGAAGAGCUAUCCCCUCUCUACUUCAAGGAUGUUUCUCGGAGAAUUCAAUUCACCCAGUUACAGGAACUUCAUCUUCACUCAAUUGAGGUGACAGUGGAUAGCCUCGAAAAAUUUCUACGGACAGCAGCCCCAACGUUGAAACGACUCAGUCUGAGACUGGUCAGUUUAGUUGAUAGGAUAACAUCUGCAUCAGAUCUAGGACCCCUGACUCAAGACAGCCGGAGUUGGGUCACUUCAAUGUCCACGGAAGUCAAAAACGAGAUGCAGGGGCUCUGGAAGCGCGUUUUCGAAUUCUGGGCAGAUCGCCUCAACCCGCAAUACGUUGAACUGUCCAUACUUGGGUACCGGGGAAGAUCCAUAACAUUGCAUGACAACUUGUAUAUGGAACGUGGACAACGGGAUGCAGAGCCUUUCUCUGGCGUGAAUCCCUCAAGCUUCUAUUUUGACGCUGAGAAGGCUAAUAUACCUUUCAACGAAUGGGUCACGCAGCUUCAGAUAGAGAUGGUGCAUCUGCCAUCUUUUGGCGGACCGUAUGGGACAUACGUUGGUGGACCAAGGCUUCCAGGGACCAGCGAAAUCCAGUUGCAUGACCUAGGCCAGAACCUCAGCAGGCAGGUCCCUGCGGUAUGUAGAAAUCAAUCAAGAACGAACAGAGCAUCUAUAGAUUAA